GUCCGGUGGCAGGAGGAGAGGAGGAAGGUAAAGAGAGUGGAACUGAGGGUAGGAACUUUGAAUGUUGGCAGUAUGACUGAUAAGGGGAGAGAGUUAACCAAUAUGAUGGAGAGAAGGAAGGUUGAUAUAUUGUGCGUGCAACAGACUAAAUGGAAGGGGAGUAAGGCCAGGUGGAUCGGAGGUGGAUUCAAAUUGUUCUACCAUGGUAUGGAUAGGAGGAGAAAUAGAGUAAGGGUUAUUCUGAAGGAACAGUAUGUCAAGAGUGUUCUGGAGGUGAAAAGAGUGUCAGACAGAGUAAUGAUUAUGAAGCUGGAAAUUGGAGGCGUGAUGAUGAAUGUUGUUAGUGCAUAUGCCUUGCAAGUUGGGUGUGCAAUGGAUGAGAAAGAAGAUUUUUGGAGUGAGUUGGAUGAAGUGAUGAACAGUGUACCCAAGGGACAGAAAGUGGUGAUUGGAGCGGAUUUCAAUGGGCAUGUUGGUGAAGUGAACAGAGGAGACGAGGAGGUGAUGGGUAGGUAUGGUGUCAAGGAGAGGAAUGAAGAAGGUCAGAGGAUAGUGGAUUUUGCCAAAAGGAUGGACAUGGCUGUGGUGAAUACGUAUUUUAAGAAGAGGGAGGAACAUAAGGUGACAUACAAGAGUGGAUCAAGAUGCACACAGGUAGAUUACAUCCUAUGCAGAAGAGUCAAUCUGAAAGCGAUUGAAGACUACAAAGUAGUGGCAGGGGAAAGUGUAGUUAAGCAGCAUAGGAUGGUGGUCUGUAGGAUGACGUUGGAGAUCAAGAAGAGGAAGAGAGUGAGGGCAGAGCCAAGGAUCAAAUGGUGGAAUUUGAAAAAGGAAGACUGCAAGGUUGAGUUUAGGGAGAAGGUGAGAUAGGCACUGGGUGGUAGUGAAGAAUUACCAGACAGGCUGGGAAACUACAGCAGAUGUAGUAAGGGUGACAGCAAGAAGGGUGCUUGGUGUGACAUCUGGACAGAGGAAGGAAGAAAAGGAAGCCUGGUGGUGGGAUGGGGAAGUACAGUAGAGUAUACAGAGGAAGAGGAUGGCAAAGAAGAAGUGGGAUAGUCAGAGAAAUGCAGAAAGUAGAUAGGAGUACAAGGAGAUAAGGCGCAAGGUGAAGAGAGAGGUGGCGAAGGCUAAAGAAAAGGCGUAUGAUGAGUUGUAUGAGAGGUUGGACACUAAGGAGGGAGAAAAGGACCUGUACCGAUUGGCUAGACAGAGGGACCGAGCUGGGAAAGAUGUGCAGCAGGUUAGGGUAAUAAAAGAUAAAGAUGGAAACGUACUCACAAGCGAGGAGAGUGUGUUGAGCAGAUGGAAAGAGUACUUUGAGAGGCUGAUGAAUGAAGAGAACGAGAGAGAGAAGAGGUUGGAUGAUGUGGAGAUAGUGAAUCAGGAAGUGCAACGGAUUAGCAAGGAGGAAGUAAGGACAGCUAUGAAGAGGAUGAAGAAUGGAAAAGCCGUUGGUCCAGAUGACAUACCUGUGGAAGCAUGGAGGUGUUUAGGAGAGAUGGCAGUGGAGUUUUUAACCAGAUUGUUUAAUGGAAUCUUGGAAUGUGAGAGGAUGCCUGAGGAGUGGAGAAGAAGUGUACUGAUACUGAUAUUUAAGAAUAAGGGGGAUGUGCAGGACUGUAGUAACUAUAGGGGGAUAAAAUUGAUGAGCCAGAGCAUGAAGUUAUGGGAAAGAGUACUGGAAGCUAGGUUAAGAAGAGAGGUGAUGAUUAGUGAGCAGCAGUAUGGUUUAAUGCCAAGAAAGAGCACCACAGAUGCGAUGUUUGCUCUGAGGGUGUUGAUGGAGAAGUACAGAGGAGGCCAGAAGGAGUUGCAUUGUGUCUUUGUGGACCUGGAGAAAGCAUAUGACAGGGUGCCUUGAGAGGAGCUGUGGUAUUGUAUGAGGAAGUCGGGAGUGGCAGAGAAGUAUGUAAGAGUUGUACAGGAUAUGUACGAGGGAAGUGUGACUGUGGUGAGGUCUGCAGUAGGAGUGAUGAAUGCAUUCAAGGUGGAGGUGGGAUUACAUCAGGGAUCGACUCUGAGCCCUUUCUUAUUUGCAAUGGUGAUGGACAGGUUGACAGACGAGAUUAGACAGGAGUCCCUAUGGACCAUGUUUGCUGAUGACAUUGUGAUCUGUAGCGAGAGUAGGGAGCAUGUUGAGGAGACCCUGGAGUGGUGGAGAUAUGCUCUAGAGAGGAGAGGUAUUAAGGUCCGUAGGAUCAAGACAGAAUACAUGUGUGUAAAUGAGAGGGAGACCAUUGGAAUAGUGAGGAUGCAGGGAGUAUUGUUGGUGAAUGUGGAGAAGUUUAAAUACUUGGGAUCAACAGUACAGAGUAACAGGGAUUGUGGGGGAAAAAAGUGAAAAAGAGGGUGCAGGCAGGGUAGAAUGGUUGGAGAAGAGUGUCAAGAGUAAUUUGUGACAGAUGGGUUUCAGCAAGAGUGAAAGGGAAGGUCUACAAGACAGUAGUGAGACCAGCAAUGUUACAUGGGUGAGAGAUGGAGGCACUGACCAGAAAGCAGGAGACAGAGCUGGAGGUGUCAGAGUUAAAGAUGCUAAGAUUUGCAUUGGGUGUGACAAGGUAUGGAUGUGGUGAGAGAGGAUAUGCAGGUGAUGGGUGUAACAGAGCAAGAUGCAGAAAACAGGAAGAUAUGGAAAAAGAUGACCCGCCGUGGCAACCCCUAAUGGGAGCAGCUGAAAGAAGACGACAUUGUAAUAUGUAGUAUUUGUUUUCUUUCUCAAUCUGGCAUUACUUUUCAAAAGGUACUUGUCAAAAUCUCUUACCUUCCUGAAGUAGAACAUAGUUAAAUUUUGGAAUGGAACAAGUGAAGGUUUUGCUUGGAUAUAUAUACAUCUGUCGGCUUAGAAGUAGGUUGGAGAGGGGGGAUGAGUGGAGACAGUGAGCCAGCAAGAAUGAGGAAGGUAAACAUAAAACCAGAGACUUGCUCUUAAUUUUAAGAAGAGAGCAGACAAUGUUGACUUUUAUAUUUCAUAUUAAACAAAUACAAUUGUUGCAUUGUGACAGUGAGCAGAAUUCAAAAAAACAUUUUCCAGAAUCUGUAUCAAGAUAGAUUUUAUAAAAUGCUUAAGAGUAAAAAAAGGCACAUACAUAAUUUAUACACAAUUGGUUAAGCCCCUCUGAAGUAGCUGUUUAAAGUGUUGGGCGCCAUUUGUUCAAAUUGUGAAAAAAGUGUCUAUUAGGCAAAAAUGGGGAAAAAUGCAGGAUUUUUUUCUUUUUAAUACUAGGAUUCAAAUUAAUAUCUCUUGUAAGCACAAAAAUAAAUGAAAUAUACAUUCUUAGCCAUUUGAAGGUGGUGACCAACUGACAUGAUUGGAUUUUAUGCAUAAUUAAAAAAUCAAA
Messenger RNA from Erpetoichthys calabaricus (reedfish), 3341 nucleotides. RefSeq names its product craniofacial development protein 2-like. Gene Ontology annotation, biological process: chromatin remodeling. The record is from RefSeq and is a predicted model, not a curated record. The transcript has 2 exons. Lineage: Eukaryota; Metazoa; Chordata; Cladistia; Polypteriformes; Polypteridae. The coding region runs from base 73 to 870 and encodes 265 amino acids. Gene Ontology annotation, cellular component: nucleus.